Messenger RNA from Candoia aspera, 1047 nucleotides. RefSeq names its product suppressor APC domain containing 1 (gene SAPCD1). The coding region runs from base 1 to 993 and encodes 330 amino acids. The transcript is spliced from 6 exons. The record is from RefSeq and is a predicted model, not a curated record. NCBI's taxonomy places the organism in Eukaryota, Metazoa, Chordata, Lepidosauria, Squamata, Candoiidae.
AUGAAUUCUGGGGGGCUGACGACCCCUUCCCUCCCCCCAGCCCCAGAAGACCCUCCUCCGUGGGCGGCCCCCCUGCCCCGUCCUUUCCUCCACAGCCUCCGGAUCCUCUUCGAAAUCCUGGACGACCAACGGAAGGGGGCCGUUCACAUCUCGGAAAUCGAGAGCCGCUGGGGGCGUGGCGGCUCUGGGGUGGCCCCCCAAGGGGAGCAAGAGAUCCCAGCUGGGGUGCUUCGGGCCCUCCGGCAAGUGGCAGAGCCGUGCGGGGGCUUUUUAAGUUUUCCCCGCCUAGUGGCCGGGUUGAGAAUUGCCCUCUCGCAAGCCGAGGAAGAUGCCGAGGCGGCGGAAGGGGGACGCGGAGCUGCCCCGGCGUUGAGGAGUUUGAGUCGGACGCGGGAAUCCAAUGGGAAAGGAGUCACUCGGUCCAGGAGCACAAACAGCUUCUUGUCCCAAACUGGCCAGUGCAGGAUCAUUCCAAAGGAACCGCGUAGGCACACCAUUUCCAGUGCCGUGGAAUAUGAAAUGCUGAAGCAGAUGCAGCAGCUGGAACGGGAACGGGAUGCCUUGCUGCAAGGCUUGGAAAUGGUGAACCAGGUGCGCGACUGGUUACAGCGCCAUCUGCUGGAGGCUCAAAAACGCCAGAAGCACAUGGGAGCCCAGGCGAAUAAUUACCAAGAUUCUUACUCUAAGCAGAGCUGCCUGCUGCUGGCCAAGAUCCAGGAAGUCAAUCUGUGCUUGAAAAGUUUACUCACUUCUUCUGGAAAGUCUGAAGUGCCACUCAAGAGUUGUGGGAUUCCCUUUUCUUCUCCAGGAGAUCCAUUUCACCAACAAGCCAUCAUUGUGCUAAAGGAGCAGAACCACCUAUUGACCAAGGAAGUGUCCCAAAAAUGUCAACGUAUUGCCCAACUGGAGGAAGAAAAAGCAUCUCUUUGGAAGCAGCUGAAGAAGAGCUGGGGUUGUGGACUGCCCGGCCACAAGGAGUUCACCUUUAUCUGACGAGACGCUCAGGGGCGGGCAACAAUAAGCUCAAUGACGCUUCGGCUUCAGUUG